Solanum pennellii is the source of this 2306-nucleotide messenger RNA. RefSeq names its product probable RNA methyltransferase At5g51130. The transcript is spliced from 8 exons. NCBI's taxonomy places the organism in Eukaryota, Viridiplantae, Streptophyta, Magnoliopsida, Solanales, Solanaceae. The record is from RefSeq and is a predicted model, not a curated record. Gene Ontology annotation, molecular function: RNA methyltransferase activity; snRNA binding; O-methyltransferase activity. Gene Ontology annotation, biological process: snRNA modification. Bases 872 to 1753 code for a protein of 293 amino acids.
GUUUUUGUCCUUGUUAGGCACGGAUUGCACCACGUCGAGCUUCAAGGACGACAAAUCGAUCAAAGACGCUCACGUCUUGUAAAUCUGAAUUUUCCUAAAAACUUUUGAAUCUACAAUUUUGAUUUUGCCACAAAUUCUUAUUCAAAUUCCUCCCUUUUUCCCCCAAAAUCGAACUCUAUAAUUUCCCCUAUAAAUCCCCUCCUCUUCUCCAUUGUAGGGAUUGGAGUUUUUCUUGAACAAUCAAUUUUGAAACUUAUGAAAUUCGAAUACAAUUUUCUAGUUCUAAGUUCUAAAAGGAUUUUAAUUUAAAGUGGAUUCGAAUAUUCUAAUUUAUUGCUUGAGUUUUGAAGUCGUACUUUGUGUGAAAUCACUGCUCCCCAAUUCGUUGUUGCCCCUGCUUCGCUUCUCUCCGAUAGGUGAAAUCUAUCUCCGAGUCCUCACGGGCUCAUCCUCCUCCUUUGCAUUUCGAGAGAGCCGUAAAGACUCAAAUUCCACCUUAUCCCAUCUUAAAAAUCGAAGAACAGGUCCACAAAAGAUUAAUGGAUGGAGUUGGAGCUGAUACACAACUAUACAGCAAUAUACACUUUGUGUGUGUGUUUUAUAUAUGCAAAUUUGGGCCCAAAGGCCCACUCCUUUAUUUAUUAUUAUUAUUUUGGGUAACAAACUGUAAAAGAUCCACUCCUUUAUUUUCAAGCUGUAUUUUGUUAGUUUUGUGGCUAUGCCCUUAAUUUGCAAUUAUUAUUAUUAUUUAUUCCCAGAGAUUCAAAUAGUAUUUAAUUCAAAGACUGUAGAGACCAUUUCUGUUAAAGCGCUUAUUCUAAAGAUAAACCCUAAACCCUAAUCAACACCUUUCAUCUUCAAUAUCUUUUCAAUGGAGCAUAAUCAGCAGCAUAACAAACGGAAUCAGCCGGAGGAUAUGGCAACGACGACGGCGACGGCGACCCAGAAGAGAAAACGAAAAGAAGUUGCUGUCUUUGGCAACUACAGAAACUACUAUGGCUAUAGAAUAGGUCAGAAUUUGGAGGAAGAUCCAAGAUUAAAAGCUAUGAAGAAGGAGUGGUUUGAAGGCAAGGAUUGUCUUGACAUUGGCUGUAACAGUGGAGUGAUCACAAUCGCUAUCGCUCAAAAGUUUAACUGCCGAAGCAUCCUUGGAGUCGAUAUUGAUGAUGCAAGAAUCCAGGAUGCCUAUUGGACUCUCAGGAAAGCAGUGAGGAGUACUGGAGCUGUCCCGGCGGGGGUUGCCAAGUCGACUGAGUCAAAGAAUGUUACUGGUAUUGAAAACCAUGAGGCUGAGUCACCUAAGAAGCCUGCAGGCAUUGAUUGUACAGAAUCUCAUCAUGUGCAAGAGGCAAAUUUGUUUGACAUAGUCUCUUUCAGGAAGGGAAAUUUUGUUCAGAAUUGGCAUCCCGGGGAACAUACAUCUUAUGAUACGAUUAUUUGUUUAAGUGUGUCAAAAUGGGUGCAAUUAAACUGGGGUGAUGAGGGACUUAUAACUUUAUUUUCAAAAGUCUGGAGGCUUCUUUCACCGGGUGGUGUUUUUAUUUUGGAGCCUCAGCCUUGGAGUUCAUACUACAGUAAUCGUCUUGUAUCUGAGACAACAAGAAUUAAUUAUCAAGAAAUUAAGAUUCGUCCAGAAGAUUUUCAAGAUAUACUUUUGGACAAGAUUGGAUUUAGAAUGGUAGAGGACAUAACAUCCAGUGCGUCUGGUCGCAAACCUGGGUUUAAUAGACCAAUUUUUGCAUUCUGGAAAUGAUGCAUUAAGGCUAUGAAAUUGCUUUAUAUAUACAUAUAUAUAUACACGGAGGAUAUGAUGUACGCAGAUCUUACCCUCUACUUUUUUGGGGUGUAGAGAUGGUUUCCGCAAGAUCAUCAGCUCUAAAGGGAUGUUAUCGAAGCAAGAUACCGAGCUCUUGAAUUUAUUCCAAAUCUUUCCUGUACUGGGGGUGAUGAUUUAUUUCACCUCACUUGUAAUUGGAUGUGUAUGUAUAUUUGGUCUAACUGAUAAUUAGCCAUGCCAUGGUUUAAUCAAAAUUUUGAAACAACAGGUCAUCAAAUACAGGUAGUUGUAGAAGCUUAUGAAUGUUCUAAGCAUGUAAAAAUACUAUUCCAGGAAAAAAAAAGAAAAGAACACUAAAUAUUUUUGGCAUUCAGUGGUUUGAGUUUGAUACUUCUAUAACAGAGGUCUGAAGUUUGAAUCCUUGCUAGUGUAGGCAAAUGGUUUGUCUUCUUGAUUGAGCUCAUUGCACAAGGCUUAUUUGUGUGGGUUAUCUCUUCUAUAUGAUUUCUAAGAUGUAUUAGAGUGGAAA